AUGACCGCACCGAGAAAGCGAAAGCAGUCCUCGUCUUCCUCUUCUUCAGAGAAACGAGCCAGGAAAAGUUCAUCCCCCAAGCCAGCGCGGGGCGUUCGGCGAGUUAGCGUCACCCCGUCGCCAUCGCCAGAGCCUCCUCCACGAUUCAUCAAUCGGCCCGUUGAAAGCAAGCGCCUCUCCGAGUCGCCCGUCAGGCGCUCACCUGAGCGGGCCUCGAAGGGGAAGGGGAAAGGCGAGGUUGACACCUGGCGGGCAGAGUUCGAAGAGGCAUGGCUUCUGGAUCGGACAGCAAUGAGGAGCAAAGCUUUCUUCUCGUUCCUGACAAUGUACCCUCGCUCUCCUUCGCCGCAGCGGGAGACGCAGCCAGAAGCAGAGGCACCGGCUCAGAUGACAAAGGAGGAGCACAAACGAAAUGACCGGUUCCAAGACAACAUCAAGAAGGCAAUGAAGACGGAAUCCAAGGAGCUGAAGAAGAUAGAGAAGGAGAAAGAGAAGGAGACAAAAGGUACGGAGGACAAGGACGAGAAGAAGGAAAAGAAAGAGAAAAAGGACAAGACGAAGAAGGACAAGAAAGCAGGAAAGGAGGAGAUGGAGGAAGUUGACGAUAAGCAGAGCAAGAAGACGAAGAAAGAGAAGAAGGAAGCGGAAAAGAAGGAGGAGAAGGAGGAGGCAAAGGACGAGAAGGUCAAGAAGGAAAAAGAAAAAAGCAAAGGCAAGGAGAAGAAGGAGAAGAAAAAGAAAAAGAAAGAGUCCUCAUCGGAGUCGUCGCCCUCAAGCGACGAGGAUGACGACAGCAGCUCUGGAGAGACUGUCAUGGAGGAGCAGGUGGAGUGGGUGGAAAUUCGUCCCAGCACUGCUGGUGAUUCCAAGUACGCGGCAGGUUACAACUACGACUCCGAGGAUGAAGGCUUUGGACCCAUGCCAGCGACGCAGCAGGAGCUGAUCAACAACAUGUCCCAGAGCAAGGGCUCCUAUGGAGGCUACUUGCUCCCGGGUGAGGGAGACGCCAUGGCCGAGUACGUGAAGAGCGGUAUGCGUAUCCCACGACGAGGAGAGGUCGGCAUCACUGCCGAUGAUAUCGAGAACCUGGAAGACCUGGGCUAUGUCAUGAGUGGCUCAAGGCACCGGCGCAUGAAUGCGGUGCGUAUCCGAAAGGAGAACCAGGUCUACUCCGCAGAGGAGAAGCGAGCCCUUGCCAUGUACAACUUCGAAGAGAAGGCCAACCGCGAGGCGACCUUGGUCGGCGAGUUGCGGGAACUCCUGGAGAAGCGGCAGAAGGCGAUUGCAUCCGCCGUCGGGGACGGCUUGACGCUGGACCAGAAGUUCAGCUCGACGGGCGAGCAGAAGAAGUUCAUCUGA
Messenger RNA from Symbiodinium natans, 1359 nucleotides. The record is from the annotation of a GenBank genome assembly. NCBI's taxonomy places the organism in Eukaryota, Dinophyceae, Suessiales, Symbiodiniaceae.